AUUACAAGACCAUUAUAUUCAAAGAUACUCUUCUCUACAAAAACAGAUCUUACAACAUAACGUUAAAGAACGUCGGUCGUGUAAAAUUGUUUUAUGCCUGGAACCUUUCCAUGGCGAGAAACGAAAGGGGAAAGUCGAUUGUAGCCGGUCAAGACAUCAACUGCAGCCAAGUUGCUGGCGCUGAUGAGGAUGUCGGUCCACCGUUGACCAGCAGGCACAUGGUGGCACCGCAGCAAGCAUCACCAGACACUUCUCCCGUGACCAACCAGUCUCAGGCUUAUUGUCCAUUCUCGAUAUCUCCCGCGUGUGGUGUGGUAGAGGCAAGUGCUGAACAAACGUUUUCCGUUACAUUUAGUCCAAUGAUCGUCCAAGAAUUUCAUGCGCUCCUUUCAUGCAGUAUGAACAACUUAGCGCCAGGUAUGGGCGGACCUACGGUUCAACUGAAAGGACGGUGCCUACUUCCUUACUGCCACUUUUUAGAUUUUGAAGAAUCAGAUUAUUUGACUGGUUCCAGAAGAAACCCCGAUUUGUUGGCUCCCUUCAUCAUCCCUUCUUUUCGGAAGACGCUAAGUGAAGUUGCUGCCGACCCAACCACCAAGGUCACGGAGUUCCAUGCCGUCGGUGUCUGUCGCACUAUCGUCAAAAAAUUUGACCUAAUGAACCCAACAAACAUGGACUAUUCAGCUUUGUGGGAGUGCAUGGAUCCAGAAGUGCCGGGUCUCACUCCUCCGUUUACCUGCUGCACUCCUUCCAUCUACGUCCGCUCCAUGAAAAAAAACGAAAUUGUAUUUGAGUUCCAAGCAAGCAGCUUGCAUGUUGUUGAAAGUUACUGGCAGUUGAGGAUACCGUUCUUUAACUUUGUACAAAAAUUUCUUAUUGUGGGAAGAAGCAGGGAGCCGCAAGUCAUGUUCGACCAACCAUUUCACAAUUUCGACGCAGUCCUUAUUGGUAAUGAAACUUCCACUACCGUCAAUUUGUUGAACAAUGAAGACGAAUCCUUCCAAUUCAAAUUCGAUUUGUCGUCGUGCUGCAUUGCAGAGUGCCAAGAAGUAUUAAACAUCAAUCCGACGCUGCCAGUGUGCAUACGUUUCAAUGCCCAACAUGAAAAGGAAGUAAACUUCAACGUAAAAUGUUACAUCAAAUGUAUGACGUCACCAUUGUCUCUCAACAUAAAAGGUCGUGGAUACGCCAUGAACGCAGUCGUCUCGUACGGAAAGCAGGGCGACGAAAUGAUGACAACCUUGCAACCUGCUCAUCUUACCACUCUUGAUUUUGGAAAGGUGCGUGUUUACGACAGCUCAGUGCUCUCCAUUUCAAUACAAAACGUUGGUUCUUUCAAGUUUGAAUUUUCAUUUACACUGUCCAAGAAGAACAAACCAGUUAGAGAUUUCACAAGUGAAACUUCUCUGGUCAGCAUCGUACCAUCGUCGGCUGUUGUCGAGCAGGGUGAUAAAUGUAACUGCACGCUUGUCUUUCGACCUAAACAGCAACUAGUCCUACAAAAUUAUCUACUGACUCUUUAUGUCAGGAGUUUUGUCAACAUCAAACAUGGUGCGACCUACUGCAUGCUGCUCGCUGGACAGUCAGAUCAAUCGUCGCUUGACUUUUCUUGUUCCUAUUUCAAUUUCGGUUCUCAGUUCAUUUACAAGGCUGACGUCGAACCUCCUUGCGUUCUCUUGACUAUCAAGAAUCAGUCAGAGAAGCCCAUCAGCCUGAAUUGCACAAGUGAACCAGACUCCUGGCUUUCAUUCCAUUUCAAGCCACACAUACUGAAUCCGUGCAAAUCAUUGUCUGUUAAGUUCUCCUUUCAUGCAAGAGAAACUAAGAUGUUUGACCGGGAUAUAACAUUUGUCAUUGACGAAGUAGCCACAAAAGACAUUCACUUCCAUGGUCAAGGAGUAGAAUUAAAUCUCGGUGUAGAAAAUCCCUGUCACAAUACAAUAGACCUCGGAGCCUUAUGCCCAGGACAGUGUACUAGAAGAUUAGUCCCUAUUGCGAAUAAGAGUUUAGCGCCUGUUACGUUUCAGGUAAAUAUUCUUCCAGAAGAGAAAGAGUUGUUGCACCUUGGGACAUUGAGCAUAGGACCUGCUGGAAUGUUUACAAUUCCUGCCUGCUCAACAUUCAAUGUUGAUAUUUCGUUUGCUCCUUGGAAAAGAAUAAAACAAUUUAAUGAAGCUAUAAUAGCUGAAGGUUUGGGUUUUAAGAAAACUCUAUUCAUGAUAAAAGGAUCAGGUCUUGGCUUUGAAGUUCUUCUAAACGUGAAUCGAAUCUAUUUUGGAGCCUGUGUUCAAAAAAGUGUUACAGUCAAACAGUUACACAUGUCAAACACUGGAGAUUUCGGAACGAACUUUCGAUGGGACACGAAAGAGAUGACACCAAACUUCUGCAUCAGUCCUGAGAGAGGGUACAUACCAGCUGGCGCAGAAGUUUUGUUUGAUGUCACAUUCCAGCCAAAAAAAAUUGUUGAUGAUAUACGUGUUGAGUCUUGGGUUAUUCGGCCUGUUAUCGAAAGUGAACACUGGACUGGAUCUGAAAUAUUCAAUUUACAACCUAACUCCACGAGCAACUACAUUUUGACAUACCAACCCAUGGUUAUGACGUCAGAUAACGAGAAGCACACAAGCAGUAUCUUUUUCCCAUUCCCGGAUGGCACUGGAGUUUUGUACAAUCUUGUUGGAAUUGCCGACGCUCCAUCAGCAACAACAAAAAUAACCAGGGAGAUACCUUGCAGAACUCUUUACGUUGAAUCUAUUCCAGUCGAAAAUUGGCUUAAUAAACCCCAAAAAUUCAGGAUAAAGAUAGAUUAUUUAUUGAUCAAUGCUCCAAAUACUCGGGAUAACAAAGAUAAAAAUGAUAAAAUUUCGUUGAGAGAAAAGGUCAUAUUUGUGAAUAGCACAACACAUGAAUACUCAUUCGUCGAACUGACACUAACAUUUAAAAAACCUGAUGUGGUUUGCACGUUCGAGAUGAAUACAACAGUCAGACAAAAAGUCACUCAGGAUAUACUAAUCAUAAAUCCACUCAUGAUCCCAACGACAUUCACAGUUACAAGCAGUUUGCCUGAUUUAUGUUAUCUGAAUCAGCUCAUUGUACCAGCUGUCUCUGAGAAAUUAUUUUAUGUCGAAUAUUUUCCUUUAAAACCGGAAAUACUAAGGGGUAAAUUGGAAAUGACAUCAAACGAAAUGGGACAAUUAGUUUAUGAAAUCAAGUUAAUUGCUUCAGAGUCACUUCCUGAAAAAGAACUUGUGUUCAAAACAUCACUUGGUUCAAGUCAAUCACAAUUAGCGCGAUUCACGAAUUAUAGUAAAUCAAAGACUGAUUACAUUUGCAAAGUAAACCACAGUGACUUCACGUGUGAAAAAGUUGUAACAGCCAUUAACGCAGGCACAGAACAGUCCAUAGAGGUGACCUAUCAACCAUCCAGUCUGGGAAGGGUUGAGACAACGUUAGUGGCCAGUUCUCCUCAUGGUGGAACAUACACAUUUCCAAUUUUUGCAGAGUGUCAAUUUCCUAGACCCCAAGGACCGUUCGUUAUUAAACAUGGAUCCCCUGCAACAAUUGUGUUCAAGAAUGUUUUCAAAAAGGCUACUAAAUUUAACUUUCAUGUUGACAACCCAAAUUUCCGAGUGAAUACCGCGUCUGAGACUAUUCAAGCAAAUAGGGAUUACAAAAUCAUUGUUACAUUGGACGGAACUGCCUCAGCCACAAAGUUAACUAAGACGGGAAAGUUGAUAGUUGUAUGUCCUCAAGCGACAACUGCAUGCCAACCUUCGAGAAUUCAAUGGGAUUAUUAUUUGAAAGUUAUGGAUGUCGGACUUGAACUUCCAGUAGGAUCGCGAUUGUUGUAUAUUGGUCACCAGCUUGCUCCAUGUUUUUAA
Molecule: messenger RNA, 3878 nt
Organism: Helobdella robusta
Lineage: Eukaryota; Metazoa; Annelida; Clitellata; Rhynchobdellida; Glossiphoniidae
Exons: 22
Coding region: 111-3878 (1255 amino acids)
Biological process (GO): axonemal central apparatus assembly; cilium movement
Cellular component (GO): axoneme
Source: RefSeq, a predicted model, not a curated record